Messenger RNA from Morus notabilis, 1065 nucleotides. RefSeq names its product transcription factor GTE9. Gene Ontology annotation, molecular function: protein binding. Lineage: Eukaryota; Viridiplantae; Streptophyta; Magnoliopsida; Rosales; Moraceae. Bases 1 to 1065 code for a protein of 354 amino acids. The transcript has a single exon. The record is from RefSeq and is a predicted model, not a curated record.
AUGAAUUACGAGCAGUGCAAGAGUGAGUUGGGAGAGAAGGCGAUGAUGAUGAAUGAAGGUGUGAAAUCUCUCUGCCAUGGAGUUUUGGAGGAUAUGAUCAACUUUCGCUGUGGGUGGCACCCCAUGGACUUCAGGACCGUCAAAUCGAAGCUCGACAACGAUUCGUACUCUACGGUCGACCGGUUCGCCGAUGAUUUGAGGCUCACGUUCUCAAAGGCCAUUAGAAACAACCCUCCUUCCCACCUUAAUCAUCGAAUAGCCAAGGAGAUGAGGCAAGUAUUCGACUACGAGAUGAAGCUUUUACGACGAACCUACUCCGUUAUCGACUGGUCUACAAAGAAGAGGAAGAGGGAACAAGACUCUGGAGCUUUGAUGGACGAUGAUAAGGAUCAGAAGGAAAAAGAUUCCUGUUGCGCAAAGAAAGUGAUGUCGUCUUCGGGUAUUGUUAUAACCGGUAUCGACAAAAAGGGGUUGGGGAGAAGAGCAAGUGAAGACGUUGGAGCAGAACGUGAAAGCACCAAUAGAUCAGUUUUGAGGAGCACCAAGAAGUUCGAAGCUGGCGAUGAUGAUGAUGAUAAAAAGGUUAAUAAUGACAUGAAGGCUGAUGGUGAUCAGGUCCAACCGAUCUCAGUGGAGAAAGCUCUCCGAAUAGAAGCCCAAAAACGUCGCUUCGCAGAAACCAUAUUGAGAGCGGAGCAGAAGAUGGUGGAGUGCAAAAAGGAUCCGGAUUGCUGUCGCCGUUAUUACUCGUCGGCCGAAACUCAGAAAGGUUGCUUUGCAGAACUCAUAUUGAGAGCCAAGCAGAAGAUGGUGGAAUGCAAAAAAGAUCGGCGUCCUUAUGAGAAGGAACGAGAAAGAGCUCGGAUGGCUCUUCUACAGAUGGAAAAGAGUGUUGAAAUUGAUCAAAACCAAGAAACCGAAAGAGAGCUUGAGAGACUAUGCGGUGGGCCAUUUGAUAGUUUUGGCUCGUUUCUUAAUCCUGAUUCUUAUGUCUUUGAAGAGGAUGAAGAUGACUUGCAUUGGAUCACUGAAGAUUUGGAGGAAGGAGAAAUCUUGCAAUGUUGA